GUGUAUUCCUGUGUUUCUCUGCAUCCGUGUCCCCUGUAUUCCUGUGUCCGUUUGUGUCCCUGUAUCCGCCAUAUCCCUGUGUCUCUCUGUAUUCCCAUGUUCCUCUGUGUCCCUGUAUCCCUGUAUUCCUGUGUCUCUCUGUAUUGCUAUGUUUCUCUGUAUCCCUGUAUCCCUGUAUUCCUGUCCCCCCCCCGUUCCCACAGCCGUGUGUAUCCGUGUAUUCCCUGUCCCAGCAUUCCCGGGGUUCCCUCACCCGUCCCUGUUCCCGCAGUGAAGCGGCGCCGGGGUCCCCCCAAGGCUCCGGAUCAGGAUCCCCCCGGGAGCCGCCCGGCCCGGACCGGGAGCGCCCAGUUCAUCCGGGAGCUGCGGGGACGCACCUUCCCCAGUGCGGACGAGGUGCUGCUGCGGCCGGGGGGGGCCCAGCUGACGGUGGAGUACCUGGAGGAGAACAGCUUCAGCGUCCCCAUCCUGGUGUCCCGGCAGGAGGGGCUGGGCAUGACCCUGCCCCCCCCCUCCUUCACCCCCCGAGACGUCCUGCACUACGUGGGGGCAGACAGGGUGGUCUCAGUGCUGGAU
This is a messenger RNA of Neopelma chrysocephalum (saffron-crested tyrant-manakin), 576 nucleotides long. Its product is annotated as histone lysine demethylase PHF8-like. The annotation marks the transcript as partial. NCBI's taxonomy places the organism in Eukaryota, Metazoa, Chordata, Aves, Passeriformes, Pipridae. The record is from RefSeq and is a predicted model, not a curated record. Gene Ontology annotation, molecular function: transcription coregulator activity; histone demethylase activity. Gene Ontology annotation, biological process: regulation of transcription by RNA polymerase II; protein demethylation. The transcript has 4 exons.